GGGCGAAUCCGUCCGGAAGACUUACCCAUGUGUAGUGGGUGGGAAGUUUCCUUUCGCUAACAGACUGUCAAGACCUUGGGAAAAUGCCGGUGUGAGGUUGUGCGCGUCCCCGAUUUCGUUACUGCUUGUGAACAAACGCGCUUUUGCCGCAGCCCCGCACUAAGUGGGAGCGCGCUGGUGUCAGUAUGCCAUGGGGAUCUGCUGGACUCGGUGCUGCAACCUCUUCAGAAGAGAGAGCAGUCGCCUUCAGCGAGCCGGAGGAGGGUCAAAGUAUUUUAGAACAUCCGGGGGUGAACACUUUACUAUUGAAUUUGAAAAUCUUGUAGAAAGUGAUGAGGGAGAAAGUCCGGCAAGUAGUCAAAGGCCUCUCAGUGAGGAAGAAAUAGCCGAUUUAAAAGAGAGGCAUUAUGAAUCAAUUACAGAGCGACAGAAGAUAGAUGAUAUCAAGCUUCAAGAUGAGUUAGCCUUACAAGAGGAGAAGUUAAGACUAGAAGAAGAGGCAUUAUAUGCUGCACAACGUGAAGCAGCCAGGGCUGCCAAGCAAAGAAAGAUUUUGGAGCAACACAGGUUGCAGUGGAUGAGACAGCGUGCUCAAGCUUCUAAACAUGGAGAAAACCACAAGAGCUCUAUAGCAGAAGAUUUUGAAUCUUAUUUGCAGAAUGUGAAGUCGCAAUAUGAAGCUUUUAGGAGUAGUCGGCUUUCUUCAGACACCAAUAUUUUGACACCGAAUACUGAGAGCAGCUGUGACCUAACAACUAAAACAAAGUCUACUAGUGGGAAUGAUGAUAACACGUCCUUGGAUCUUGAAUGGGAGGAUGAAGAAGGAAUAAAUAGGAUGGUCCCAAUGCGAGAACGCUCCAAGACUGAAGAAGACAUUCUUCGAGCAGCCUUAAAAUACAGUGGGAAGAAUCCUGGUAGUCAAACAGCCUCUGCCUCUGAUGAUUCAAAUGGGUUGGAAUGGGAGAAUGAUUUUGUUAGUGCAGAGAUGGAUGACAAUGGCAACUCAGAGUAUGCAGGGUUUGUAAACCCAGUCACAGAACUUUCUGCAGAACAGCAACACAGGUAGUUGGAACAAGGAUCUUCUGAUGAACGAUAACCAAACUUGUUAUAUAUUCUUCUCCCUGGAUUUAAAAUAAAGAAUGUAUUUUUUUUUCUGGAGCCUUUACUUAGAAAUUUAUAACUGGAAGAUUUCCAAAAUAAGUGCAAUUUUUUAUUGUUUUUGUUUUCUUCUACUACAUUUAUUUUUUAUGAAAUAUUGUUUGGGGGAAAAUUAGGUAGAAUAUUCUGCAUAUAAAUAGUUUCACUAAUAAAUUAUAUGAGAUGAGGAAGAAGGAAGGCUGAGUCCAAGUGUCAAUAAACAGGUUUAUUGCGGAGCAGGCUUUCUUGAUACAAGGUAAGCUCCAAUCUUACGCGUUUCGCGCAUGAGCACAUGCGCUUCAUCAUAAAUUAUAUGCACUAAUUGAAAACUUGAGAUUUUUGUAAAUGUGUUUUGCACUUCACAUUCUUUUAUCUGAGCUCAUUUGUAUUCUUUAUUUUAUUUAAUUCAUGCAAGUUGUAAGCUUUUCAAGUAAUUGUUUUAAUGAAAAUAAGUGUGAGUAUGUGUAGAAUUUUUUUACAUUACAUGAUGGAUUGCAGAAAUGUGUUCACUUAUGUGCUAAACACCUUUUCUAAAUGUGUUCUUUUUCUUAUUUUCUCUUAAAAUAUAUUCAUAGUUGUACAGUUGUAAAGAAUGCUUCUUGCAGAUAUGUUUGAGGCUUUCUCUACAAUUGCAUGGAAGUCUGUACUCUGUAAAUAAAUGGAAACACUCAACGGACAGCUGGCGUCAUUUAAAGUUCAUGGAAAUUGAGUUACUUUAUUUGAUUUUCCUGUAGCUGAUAUUAUAAGGAGAUGGAAAUCAAAUUUUUUAAUGUAAAAUGUAUUAUUCACUACAAGCAAAAGCAAUGCACCUUUUAACGUAAGUCUCCAGCAUACACAAAAUACACAACUCUGUAUAAGAAAUGUAAACUGCCCAAUAAAUUUUUUUAGUCUGUUGAUUAAUGCCUAA
This is a messenger RNA of Bombina bombina (fire-bellied toad), 2044 nucleotides long. RefSeq names its product adaptor related protein complex 1 associated regulatory protein (gene AP1AR). NCBI's taxonomy places the organism in Eukaryota, Metazoa, Chordata, Amphibia, Anura, Bombinatoridae. The record is from RefSeq and is a predicted model, not a curated record. The coding region runs from base 191 to 1066 and encodes 291 amino acids. Gene Ontology annotation, biological process: regulation of Arp2/3 complex-mediated actin nucleation; negative regulation of substrate adhesion-dependent cell spreading; negative regulation of cell motility. Gene Ontology annotation, molecular function: AP-1 adaptor complex binding. The transcript is spliced from 10 exons.